Messenger RNA from Cyclospora cayetanensis, 1494 nucleotides. Its product is annotated as centrosomal protein of 135 kDa. The record is from RefSeq and is a predicted model, not a curated record. Gene Ontology annotation, biological process: intracellular mRNA localization. NCBI's taxonomy places the organism in Eukaryota, Apicomplexa, Conoidasida, Eucoccidiorida, Eimeriidae. Gene Ontology annotation, cellular component: ribonucleoprotein complex; endoplasmic reticulum; nuclear outer membrane-endoplasmic reticulum membrane network. Gene Ontology annotation, molecular function: mRNA binding. Bases 1 to 1494 code for a protein of 497 amino acids. The transcript has 12 exons.
AUGGCGGGGAAAGUAGACAAGACCAAGAAGCUGGAGCCCGUGCCCAAGCCGGACGAGAAGUUAUACAGGGACCGCGUGCAGGCCGAGACAGCGGCUAUUGAGGAGCUGAAGGCGAAGAUCAAUGAGCUCCAACAAAAAAUCUCCGCCGUCAUCGGCGGGCGGGAGGAAUACAACAUGGAAAAGCAAAAUAGGCAGGCCCGCCUAGAUGCUCUGCAGAAGCAAAUUGAUGAGCUCGAGGAAAAGCGCAAAGUUCUCUUCGAGAAGAUCCAGUCAAAGCAGAAAGAGGGUGCCGAAAUGAAGCAGUCCGCAUCAGAUCUGCGUCGGAAGAUCGGUUUCUCGUCCAUUGAAGACAUAGACCAGAAGGUGGCGGCCCUAGAGCACAGCAUGAUGACUUCGACACUUUCUCUUAAGGAGGAGAAAAGGCUGUUGGAGGAAAUUAAGAGGCUUAAGAACAGCAAACCCCUGCUGUUUAAGUACCAGGCGCUCGAGCAAAACGCCAGCAGCAUUGAGGAUUCAUCCGUCGUACCUCUGAGGGCCAUGCUGGAUGAGGUUCGCACGAAGUUGCUCGAGCUCCGCACGCAAAAGCGCGAGGAAAGCCAAAAAUACAAGGAGCUGCUCGAAAAAAGGCAGAGGGCGACUGCUCCUGGCCGGGAAAUGAUUGAGGAAAGGGACCGUUUAAAUAAGGAGAUGAGCACGCAUUUUGUGAACCGCCGAGAGAUUCUAGCGGAGCUGAAUCGCGAGAUGCAAAAUCAUCAAGCCUACAUGCAACAAGUGAAGCGUGAACGCGGCCUCAAGAUGCGUGAGGAGCGUGAGAGGCGCGACUUGGAGAACGAGCGGUUCCAGCUAACCCGCGACCUGGAACGGGUCGAGUCGGAGUUACCGUACGAGGCAGAGUGUCUGCUGCUCUCCCAGACCAUUCAAUACUUGCAAAAGAUCAUUGAAGAGCCCAGUACCGCCACAACCGAAGAGAAGAAGGCAGAUGAAGAAGAUGAGAACCUGGCAGGCGCUCUUCUACCAAAGAGUCAGCGAAAGGAGGUCUUCUUUUUCGCUCCCAAGCAGAAGAGCAAACAGGGGAAGGACCAUGAGAAGAAAAAGGAAAAACCUAAGAUCCUCAAAUACGACGUGGGAACCCUGACCUACUUCGAACAAUGCGGAGUAAGACGCCACAAUGUAGUUUUAGAUCAGCGACUUGGAUGUGCAGCUUUAGUCUGUCUGUCCAUGCUGGUUUGUUGUGAACAGCUGACUGCACCGGUUACGCUAGAAGACAUUCCCUCCUGCCUGGAGAAGCUUGACGCAAAGCUCCGAAAGUACAAAGAAAUGCAACAAGAGAGCGCUAUGAAGGUUGAUGAACGGAAAGCGGACAUCAUGGCAAAGAUACAGACAGUGAACGAGAAAAUCGCGGCCCUAGCAAAGAAGGAGAAGCUGACAGAGGAGAAGGACGGAGAAACCGCGGAGGGGAGCUCACCUACCCCGGAGGAGGCUGACGAAGAAUAA